AUGAAGAGUAGGUACCAAGUAGAUCCCGGUGAAGGUUACUGGACCACAAUCAAGAAUAUCUUUAAGUACUUAAGAAGAACUAAUGAUACGUUCCUAAUAUAUGGAGGUGAGGAAGAGUUAAGUGUAAAAGGUUACACUAAUGCCAGCUUCCAAAUCGACAAGGACGAUUCUCGAUCACAAUCAGGUUUUGAGUUUUUCCUUAAUGGUGGUGCUGUGAGCUGGAAGAGUUUAAAGAAAAGUAUAGUAGCCGAUUCUACAAUAAAGGUUGAGUAUAUUGCAGCCAGUGAGGCAGCAAAGGAAGCGGGUACUUCAAAUAUGUGCUUAGAGUUUAAAAGAAGCCAAAAGGGUUUAGUCGGAUAUGUUGAUUCAGAUUAUGCAAGAUACAUGGCAAUCACUGAUGCUGUAAAGGAAGUAAUUUGGUUAAGAGGCCUGUUUAGUGAAUUGGUUAAUGAAAAAGGGGCAACUGCUGUAUAUUGUGAUAGUCAAAGUGCCAUAUAUCUCACCGAAGAUCAAAUGCAUCACGAAAGGAAAAAGAACAUAAACAUUCAUUAUAACUUUGUUCAAGAGGUGAUUGUUCAGUAG
This is a messenger RNA of Gossypium raimondii (Peruvian cotton), 582 nucleotides long. RefSeq names its product secreted RxLR effector protein 161-like. The record is from RefSeq and is a predicted model, not a curated record. NCBI's taxonomy places the organism in Eukaryota, Viridiplantae, Streptophyta, Magnoliopsida, Malvales, Malvaceae. The transcript has 2 exons. Bases 1 to 582 code for a protein of 193 amino acids.